Propithecus coquereli (Coquerel's sifaka) is the source of this 3640-nucleotide messenger RNA. RefSeq names its product thyroid adenoma associated (gene THADA). Gene Ontology annotation, biological process: tRNA methylation. The transcript is spliced from 23 exons. Lineage: Eukaryota; Metazoa; Chordata; Mammalia; Primates; Indriidae. The record is from RefSeq and is a predicted model, not a curated record. The coding region runs from base 57 to 3545 and encodes 1162 amino acids. Gene Ontology annotation, cellular component: cytosol.
UUUAUACAGUGUAUCAGCUGAGUCAUGAUAUUGAUGUUGGUCGUUUCCAAACACUAAUGGAAUGUUUUACCAGCACUUUUGAAGAAGUGAAAAUUUUAGCAUUUGAUCUUCUGAUGAAGUUGUCAAAAACAGCUGUACAAUUUCAGGAUUCAGAAAAACUGCAGAGCUUAUUCCAGGCAGCACUGGAGCUUAGCACAAGCACCAAACCACACGACUGUGUAACAGCUUCCUACCUGCUGAACUUCUUAAUCUGGCAGGAUGCUCUGCCGUCAUCCCUGUCUGCCCACUUAAUUCAGCAAGUUGCAUGCGGUCAUGGAGAUAAGUCCGCUGCUGUGGUGGAGAGGAACACAUUAAUGGUUAUCAAAUGCUUGAUGGAAAAUCUUGAGGAAGAAGUAUCUCAGGCUGAAAAUUCUCUGCUUCAAGCAGCAGCAUCAUUUCCAAUGUAUGGGCGAGUCCACUGUAUAACAGGAGCUUUGCAGAAGUUAUCUCUAAACAGCCUGCAGUUGGUGAGUGAGUGGAGACCUGUGGUGGAGAAGCUCCUUUUGAUGUCCUACAGACUUUCUGCUGUGGUGUCUCCAGUCAUUCAGAGUUCAUCCCCCGAAGGCCUCAUCCCAAUGGAUACUGAUUCAGAGUCAGCAAGCCGUUUACAGAUGAUUCUGAAUGAGAUUCAGCCACGAGAUACUAAUGAUUACUUCAGCCAAGCCAAAAUAUUGAAAGAAUGUGAUAGCUUUGAUUUAAAGGACUUGAAUUUCACUGUGUCGAAAAUUGAUAUGUCUGCAGAAAUCAAAGGUAAAGAAGGAAAAACAUGUGAUGUAACUGCUCAGAUGGUGCUGGUAUGUUGUUGGAGAAGUAUGAAGGAAGUUGCUUUACUUUUAGGCACACUGUGCCAGCUUCUACCCAUGAAGUCUGUGCCAGAAUCUUCUGAUGGAUUAUUAACAGUGGAGCAGGUAAAAGAAAUAGGAGAUUACUUUAAACAACACCUUUUACAGUCCAGGCACAGAGGAGCAUUUGAACUGGCUUAUACUGGUUUUGUGAAACUCACUGAAAUACUAAACAGGUGCCCCAAUGUGAGUCUGCAAAAACUGCCAGAACAGUGGUUAUGGAAUGUUUUAGAGGAAAUUAAAUGCAGUGAUCCUUCAUCUAAACUCUGUGCUACAAGGCGCAGUGCUGGAAUUCCUUUCUACAUACAGGCACUGUUGGCAUCUGAACCAAAGAAAGGCAAAAUGGAUUUGUUGAAAAUAACUAUGAAAGAGUUAAUCUCUUUGGCUGGGCCUGCAGAUGACUCACAGAGCACAGUCUCCCAGGUUCAUGCUUUAAAUAUCCUUAGAGCCUUGUUCAGGGAUACACGUCUGGGAGAAAAUAUUAUUCCUUAUGUUGCUGAUGGAGCUAAGGCUGCAAUUCUGGGUUUUACAUCACCGGUCUGGGCAGUGAGAAAUUCAUCCACACUUCUUUUUAGUACCUUGAUCACAAGAAUUUUUGGAGUUAAAAAGGGAAAAGAUGAACUUUCCAAAACAAAUAGAAUGACAGGAAGAGAGUUUUUCUCUCGGUUCCCGGAACUCUAUCCUUUUCUUCUCAAACAGUUGGAAGCUGUAGCCAAUACAGUGGACAGUGAUAUGGCAGAACCGAAUCGUCAUCCAAGCAUGUUUCUCUUGCUUUUGGUGUUGGAGAGACUCUACCCUUCCCCAAUGGAUGGCACUACUUCUACUCUCAGCAUGGCACCUUUUGUUCCUUUCAUUAUGAGAUGUGGUCGCUCACCUAUCUACCGCUCCCGUGAAAUGGCAGCUCGUGCCUUGGUUCCAUUUGUUAUGGUAGACCACAUUCCUGAAACCAUCCGAAGUCUGCUGGCCACACUUCCCAACUGCACUGACCAGUGUUUCCGGCAAAACCAUAUUCAUGGGACACUUCUCCAAGUUUUCCAUUUGUUACAAGCUUACUCAGACUCCAAACACAGAACGAAUUCAGACUUUCAGCACGAGCUGACUGACAUCACUGUUUGUACCAAAGCCAAACUCUGGCUGGCCAAGAGGCAAAAUCCAUGUUUGGUGACCAGAGCUGUAUAUAUUGAUAUUCUCUUCCUGUUGACUCGCUGCCUCAACAAACCCACAAAGGACAACCAGCCAGUUCUGGAGAGUCUUGGCUUCUGGGAGGAAGUCAGAGGGAUUAUCUCAGGAUCAGAGCUGAUAACAGGAUUCCCCGGUACCUUCAAGAUGCCAGGCCUGCCCCAGUACCUCCAGAGCCUCACCAGACUAGGCAUUGCGGCAUUGUGGGCAGUGGUGGCCAAGAAUGGAGAGCAGACAAGGAAUGUUCCCAUCUCCUUCUCUCAGCUGUUAGAGUCUGCCUUCCCUGAAGUGCGCUCGCUGACACUGGAAGCCCUGUUGGACAGGUUCUCGUUAGCAGCCUCUGGAUUAGGAGAGAAGGGACUGCCAGCCUUGCUGUGCAACAUGGGAGAGAAGUUCUUGCUUUUGGCAAUGAAGGAAAAUCACCCAGAAUGCUUCUGCAAGAUACUGAAAAUUCUUCAUCACAUGGACCCCAAUGAGUGGCUUCCCCAGACGGAGGACUGUGUCCAUCUAACCCCAAAGGAGUUCUUAAUUUGGACGAUGGAUAUUGCUUCUAAUGAAAGAUCUGAAAUUCAGAACGUAGCUUUGAGGCUUGCCUCCAAAGUGAUUGCCCAUCACAUGCAGACACGUGCAGAGAACAGGGACUCGAUAGCCCCCGAGCUGAAGCGGUGGGUUCAGUUGGUCGUCUUGUCCUGUGGAGACCAUCUCCCCACAGAGUCUAGGCUGGCUGCUGCUGAAGUCCUCACCAGCAUGACACCAUUUUUCCUCACCAACCCCCAUCCUGUACUUGAGUUGCAGGAUACGCUUACUCUCUGGAGGUGUGUCCUUACCCUCUUGCAGAGUGAGGAGCAAGCCGUCAGAGAUGCAGCCACGGAAACCGUAACAACAGCCAUGUCGCAAGAAAACACCUGCCAAGCAACAGAAUUCGCCUUCUGCCAGGUGGAUGCUUCCAUCGCUCUGCCUCUGGCCCUGGCCGUCCUGUGUGACCUGCUCCAGCAGUGGGACCAGCUGGCCCCUGGACUGCCCAUCCUGCUGGGAUGGCUGUUGGGAGAGGGUGACGACCUUGUGUUCUGUGUGGAGAGCACGCAGCAGGUGGAGGGAGACUACCUGUUUGAAAAAGAAGAAGUCAACUUUUGGGCUGAGCCCCUGAUCUUUGUGAAGCACCUCCACAAACACCUCUUCCGUCUCCUCUCCAAGUCCGGCUGGCAUCCCUCUAGCCCUGAGAGGCUCUGUCACCUUCAAAAAACAGCGUCAGAGCAGUGCCACCUCCUUUCUCAGCUCUUCAGAGAGCUUCCACCAGCUGCUGAGUUUUUGAAGACAGUGGAGUUCACGAGACUGCGCAUUCAGGAGGAAAAGACUUUGGCUUGCUCGAGGUUGCUGGCUUUUCUGGAAGGAAAGGAAGGGGAAGACACCCCGGUUCUCAGUUCUUUAGACUCUCCUGCAGAAGCGAGGCCAUUAACUCUUCCAAGAACAGAAAUGGCACGUUGAAGAAAGAAAAUCUGGGGGGUUGGGGGUGUGUGUGGAUUAUUCCUCCACUCAAUCUGCAGGCAGCACGUUGAACGUAAAUUCACAGAUGUAGUCCC